This is a messenger RNA of Bombus pyrosoma, 3281 nucleotides long. RefSeq lists its product as uncharacterized. The record is from RefSeq and is a predicted model, not a curated record. The transcript has 8 exons. The coding region runs from base 1041 to 2963 and encodes 640 amino acids. NCBI's taxonomy places the organism in Eukaryota, Metazoa, Arthropoda, Insecta, Hymenoptera, Apidae.
GAAAGCAUGGACGAAACUGUCUGCUUUUUGAGUCGAAAAAAGUCAAGUUGAAGGGUAAGAAAAGGUCUCGUUCUAUGUACAUGCAACAUGUAUAUACAUACAUGCGUACAUAUAUACGUGUACAUAUAUAAAUUCUAUGAAUGCUCAGACAGAGACAGACACUCCACUCAUUUUAUCUGUCUUGCAGAACGAGACCUUCUCGUGUCCCCCAUCUUGAACAUUUUUCACUCAAAAGACGGACGGUUUUCCCUAGCGAAUGUGACUGUUUAUAUGAUCGCGAUCAGAAACGAUAGAGAGGAAGAACAACCACCGAUGAAUGGGGAAUUUCAAUAAUUUCAAAAUCUUCCUAAAUCAAUUAUCGGUAUUUUUGUGUUAAGUAAGAAAACGUUGUACAUGUUGAUGUGGCAUUAUUAGUAAAAAGAAAAAUUGAAAUAACAAGAAAGUAAAAUAGAACCCAAGAAGGAAUGCGUCAUGUGAGAAGUAAAAUAAUUUACGAACGAUCAUUAGCCACCGAGAAUUAAGCUGAUUCGUUCCGCCAUCUUGAACUAUACCGUGCUUUAUCCUGGCAAAAUAUUCUGUUCAAGGAGGGAACCACGCAAGGAACUGUCAGUACAUGUAUACAUACAUCUGUAAAUUCGUAUUACGACGCGUGCCUUUCCACUUUCGUACCUCAAUCGAACGAGGUACAGACUAGUUUUAUAAUUCAGAUGUCAUUUUUACCACUUACACCACAUCUGCCGAUUUAAAUAGUAAAUUAACUUUUACAAAAGUACACCCUGGUUAUUGUGCAACUUAUAUAUUAGAUUGCAUACAAAUUGUAAUUUACAAAUCAGUGAUCAGGAAGAUUUUUAAUCGUGUGGAAUAUCACUUUGAAAAUAGGGAGGAAGAAAGAUCUUUCGAUCGUCUGAAAAGUUCACAAAAUAGAUAACAUCUGUAGCCUUCAAGACAAUGUUUUUGUAUGCAGAAUAAGCAGAAAUGGAAAACAGCUUUAUAACGGAAAAUGUACCUUAAGUGAAAAUAAUGUAGAUAGCUUUGAAAACAUGAAAUACUCAAUGUUGCAAGAACAAGAAUACGGGGUAGGUUUACCUCAAAAUCUGGUGUCCAGUGAAAUGAACCAAUGUGUGAUGGUCGAUACAGAUCCUAUGGAAGUAGAAAGCAGCUCUUUGGAGGAAGCUUCUGUGGUAUCUAAUCUUCCUCUUUUAUUUGCCAAUGGACAUCCAACGUCAUUGGAAAAAAUUACUGUGACACAAUUAGAACGUUUUGUUACAUUCAUGGUUAAAUGCUCCUUGGGUCAUGAUACUAACGAAGUGAUCAGUGAGCCCAGGUGGUGGCCAAAAGAAGUUAAAUUUUCAAAUCCUUUAACAAGACCUAAAAGAGUAAACGAUAAUUGGAUGGCCAAUUUAAAAAAAUUAGUAUUCAGAUGUUAUACAUACCAUAGAAGUGAAUAUCUCUUACGUUUUUGCUCAUAUCUUGCACGGUACUCGCAAGAAGAUCUACAAUAUGUUAAUAAUUGGGACUCCACAACAAGUUUGUAUCACAAAAGUACUGGCAAGCUAUUAGUGACAUUUCGCAAUGAAAAUAUGAAUUAUGAUAGAACUUGUGAAAGUUCACGAAAGAAGUUGUUAUCUUGUAAAGGAGUAAUUUCCUCCUAUACGAAACAGCAACAGCAUUCCGUUAUGAUGAAUCAUACACCAACAGGAGAUAUUUAUCUAUGUGAUAAUUGUGAUGCGGAAUUUAUAGGCCUAGAGAAAAUGAAGGAACAUGAAAGUGUAUGUUAUGAACAAGAACAUAACGGAAGUAAUUCUCGAUCUACAACUCCGGACUUGUCGAUUGUAGAGCCUGAAUUAAGGCAAAACCAGUUCUUGGAAUAUUUUCACUUGUGUUCAGUGAAAUCGAAAUCAGAAGCGAAAUCAGAAUCGAAAUCGGUUGAAAUUCACAAUGAUGCUACAGUUAAUAAUAACAAUAAUAUCAUUAGCCGAACUUCCCGCCGUGUUCGAGGGUUUGUAAAUUUUACAAGAUGUCCGACUAUUCCUUUUUCUUCUCCUGCUGGUAUAUUAUUAGCUAAAAGAUCCAAGGCAAUGACAGAAGAAACGCAACAAGAAAGGCUAGAAAGGAUAGAAAGACACCUCAUUGCUCCUGUCUUAAACAGCUCGUCUAAACCAAAGUGGUUGGAAGCGGACGUUGAUAACGAUAAAUGGAGUGUUACAUAUAAACCAAAUCGAGAUAAACUGGCAUGCGAUUAUGUGCACCAAUAUAAAUUUAUAAACUCUGUUAAAAAGAAACCAAUGUUGAGCAUACAAUCACAGUUAUUGUAUGUUGUUUGUCGACCUGUUUUUGUUAUUCUAAAUCGACUGACCCAGGAACAAAUACAUGAUUUUAAACAAAAUCAACCAAAAUAUCAAUGUCUUAUUCAAAAUGUUUCUAUCGUAAGCAAGAAAACGAUAACACAUAAUGAAGGAAAAACAAGACCAAACGUUCCUUCAAAACGUAAAGCUCCAAGUGAUGAAAGUGACAUAAACACGAUGAAAGAAAACGUAGAAAAGGUAGUUGGCAAUGAAAUUAUCAAUGUAGAAUUAAUUGAUUUUGGAUGUAAAAGUUCUUCUGGCGAAAAUAAUACGGCUACCAUUCAUUCAAUUAAAGAGAUCGCAUCGUGUAUAAGACCAUCGGAAGCGAUUGCAGUAAUUGAUCUAUGCUCUUCGGAUGAGGAAGAAAAUACAUGUAUUCCUGCAUCUUCGAACGAAAAUAAAGAUUCAAUAAGUUGUUUAUCUCGUGAUGUCAAAGAUGUAACAGAAUCAUUCUUAGAAAAAUUUUCUUCAACUAAAUUUCAGUUAAAACAUGAAAAAUGCGAGUGGCUAUCGGAUAAUAUUUUAAAUAACGAUGUUGAAAAUUAUACAGACAAGUACCAUAGUACAAUGUUAAAUACAUUUACAAAUUUAUCCCCAAUCCUUAGACCAGCACCAUAAAAUAAUGAUUAUUUAGUAUAUAGUAUUCAUUGUAUGCGUGUUACAUUUAUUACAAUAUUUAUUAUUUCACUUUUGUAUGAUUUUAAAAUGCGUAAAAUAAUGUUACAUCAUAAUGUUUUAUUAUUUGCAGUAGACUGUUAAUCAUUACAAGGAACUCUCAACUGUAAAGUAACAAACUCGGUAUUUUCAUUAAAGGGAAAUGUCAAAUAAUAUUUGUUAUAUAAUAAAAAAUAAGCCUACGCAUUUUGAUAUAUUAUAUACUAUAGAGAAAGAGAAGAAGUUAAGGAAAAGAUAAAUAAAAUGGAGAUGAAUUGUUAA